Messenger RNA from Daldinia caldariorum, 790 nucleotides. Its product is annotated as autophagy protein 16. Bases 59 to 694 code for a protein of 211 amino acids. The transcript has 4 exons. The record is from RefSeq and is a predicted model, not a curated record. NCBI's taxonomy places the organism in Eukaryota, Fungi, Ascomycota, Sordariomycetes, Xylariales, Hypoxylaceae.
GCUAGAAAUAAGCAACUUCAACUGGUACAAUACAAUAAAAUAUAAGAAUCCGCCCACCAUGAACGACUGGCGAUCCGAAUAUCUCUCCUCCCUGCAGGAGGCAGAGCGCAGUAACCCCGUCAACAAGGACCUCGUCCAGGCUUGCUCUCAACUUGCCGACCGCGUAGCCGCGCUCGAAGCCGAGAAGGCGGUCUGGCAGACGUCGACGGCGACGAACCCGCCGGCGUCGCUGUCGUCGGGCAAAACAGCCGGCAUUACGACAGAUCAUAACAAUACCGCUGCCGCCGCCGAUCCGAGCGUCGUAGCCCAGCUAAAACUGGACCUGGCCGAGGCGCUCCGGUCCAAGGGCCAGCUGCAGAGCCGGCUCAAGGCCGCCGAGGACGAGCUCCGGGGCCUGCGGGCCAAGACGAAAGUCGACGCUAAGCGCAUCGGCGAUCUGGCCGCCGAGCGCAACGCCCUCUCGGCGAAGCUCAAGGACCGCAACGAGGAGCUGGCUGGGAAGAACAAGAUGCUUAAGGACAUCCAGGAUGAGAACCUGACGCUGAACAUACAGCUGGACGUCACCGAGCAGAAAGCAGCCAAGAUCGCGGCUGAUAACAAGGAUCUAAUUAAGAGGUGGAUGGAUCGGAUGAAGCACGAGGCGGACGCCAUGAACCAGGAAAACGAAUCACCGAGCACACUGAGUCGGAGGUAAAAAAAAAAAAAAAGAAUAAAAUUCGACAUGCCGAUCAUCUCAUGAAUGUCAUCGCGCUUUUUUAUUGUAUUGAUGUGUUCUAUUUUAUAUAAACCU